Molecule: messenger RNA, 800 nt
Organism: Pecten maximus
Lineage: Eukaryota; Metazoa; Mollusca; Bivalvia; Pectinida; Pectinidae
Exons: 2
Coding region: 58-615 (185 amino acids)
Source: RefSeq, a predicted model, not a curated record
AUAUCAUACACGCCUUCGCCUUCAAAUAUAUCAAGCACGUCAUACCCAAAGUUUGAGAUGGAAGAACAGUAUAUGUCCAAGUCUGUUUCUAUGGACAGUUUGUUGAGUGAGGAUAACAACCAAGUGUGGAACCAAUACGUACACUUCUAUCACGAGAGAAUGGCCACAAGAGAAAGGUUAAAGAAACAUAUCCCAGACAACCAAUCCGGACCGGGAAACAUCAAUAAUACCGUCCUGGACACCGCCAUGGAAACGCUCCGUAGGGAAAUGGCUGCUGUGAUUGACAACGACCUGGCUCUGUCUAAACAGCUUUUGGUCCUACACGAGACAAUCGAAGAUCUUCUGACGGGGGAUGACGAUUGUGAAUCAUCUGACGCGUGCUCAGAGAUAAACUUAUGUGACUCUUGUACCCUGAGCCAAACUAUAUUAGUAAAACCCAAUAAAACCUCGAGUGUGAGCGACCACCAAAAGUACAGUUCAAUAGACUCAGACGAUGUUGUCAUACACACACCCGCCAAACAACACCAAAGACGAAAUGAUGGAGGACAUCAGAAACAAAACUCAAACGAUUCUGGCUUUUGUUUUAUUUUCCAGGAUCUGGAAGUGACGAUUUAAUGAAUAACAAAACGUUUUCGUGGAAUGGGUGUUACAAUUGUAACUCAAACAAAUCAGCGUUUACAGGUUAUACUGACUACUGAUUCUAUGUGUGUUUUCUCUUAUCCUAUUGAUUUCUAUAUGAUGUUAUGAAGAUGGUGUUGUUCUUGUUAUUGCUGUUGUCAAAUAAAUGUAUAUUAAAAAUA